Messenger RNA from Cotesia congregata, 1971 nucleotides. Lineage: Eukaryota; Metazoa; Arthropoda; Insecta; Hymenoptera; Braconidae. The record is from the annotation of a GenBank genome assembly.
AUGCCGGCUGGACUAUCAAGUCUUCCACCUUCUUCAUUUGACUACAACAACUACAAAUCACCCGCGUUCAUGAUAAUCCACCGCGACCACCUCGACAGUACGCUGCCGAUUCUUCAUAUCAACAAUUUUAACAGCGAUGACAAUGAUAAUGACAAUUACAACAACGAGGACUGCAAGUACAACAAUAAAAAGAGUUACUUGGCAGAAAUAAAAAAUGAGAAGAAUAAUUUUUUAUCGCGAAAGCGCAUCAGCAAGUCAAACGACCACUUAGUUCUCGCGAACUUGCAAAACAAUCAAGUUAAUCCGCUGAAGAAGAAACAAGUCGCUAAAAGUCAUGACCAGCUUGUCAAUAAUGAUGACAAAAAGCCGAACGAUUUAUCUUCGGGAUUAAUCGGGAAUAAAUUGCCGAUGAAUUUGACGACUGAAGAUUUUAGCGAAGUACUGACGGAUAAAUUUAAGGACAAUGAUCGGCAAUUGAUUUCUUCUAGCAAAAGUAGCAAUAAAACUGUUAACUGUAACAAUAAUAAUAAUAAUAAUAAUAAUAUUAAUGUAAUUAAUAAUAAUAAUAAACAGUCUCCACAAAAGAAACCGUUCAUAACAACAGUAAAGACAGGAGAAUUUUUACUACCGCCCCCAGAAGUAGCCUCGCUUCUUGGAAUGGCCCCAAAUGGCUCCUGGAUCGGUCACGACCUGGAUGACACACACGAGGGUCUUCCACGCUCCAGGUUCCGGCCGUUUGUUUUCCGUGGUAAGCGCCCGGAAGUACGUCACAGCAGUCACAAUGCUAGGUGUCCUGCGGCCCUUAAGGCUACUGUUGACUUUCCCGUAAAUGUUGUAAAUUCUUCGGGCGUCACUGCCUCGACCUUGGCUAAUGAAGUACGCUCUCGAAAAGCUCUUAACAACAAGCUUUCUGACACCGAUCUUCCAUGGACAUCACAAGCGUUACCCAAAAAGCUGGAGCCUUUAAAAAACACAAUGCACGUGAUUUUAAAUAACGAUGGAGAUCAAUCACUUCCCUUUGCGAAUAUUAUGUUCGAUAGACGUGUUGUGCGUGGUAGCACAUACGCUUCAGCUUCAAAUAUCGCCGACUGUGAACAAUCUGAAGCAGCUAGGCAAGCUGAGGCAAGAAGAAAACAAAUUUAUAAAAAAAGAGCUCAAAUUCAAGCUACCAGGUCCAUGAUGAUGAGGAUUUCUUCACCUCCUCCAGUUCCUGGAAGAAAACAUGAACCUGUUCAAACGGAUUUAUACCUUGAAGAAUUGCUUGAAAAGCCUCAAGAGUCAGAAGCUGCUACACAAACAGAUUAUUUCUUGGACAGGCCAUCAACACCUCUGCAUUGUCCCGUCCUGGUAGGAAAGACGAUAGAGCAGGCCCUGAUAGAAGUCCUGGAAGAAGAGGAACUCGCUGCUCUGAAAGAGCAGCAAAGAAGAUUCCGCGAAUUAAGAGGGACGGAGAAAGUCGAGAAGCUAAGGCUCGAAGAACAGGAGCGGAGACUCAGAGAAGAAAAGGAACAACGACUAAAGCAGCACGAAGAAGCUUUGAAGAUCCAAGAAGAAACGGAAGAACGCGUAGCAGCUGCUGUUUUAUUGACCGGCUACGUAGCCGAGCUAUUGCCAAGUGUAUUAGACAGAUUAAAAAUAUCCGGAUAUUUAUUACAGGAAAUAAAAGAAGAAACGGAAGAGAGAGAAGGUUUUAUGCCCUUGCUCGUCAGUGAGGUAAAGAAAGAAGUGGGCACAAUGGUCGACAGCACAGAAUUACUCGAAGACAUUAUCAAAGAAAUUCUUAAAAAUAAAGCCGAAGUUUACCAAAAACAAGCCGAAGACUACGAGGAAGAAAGUAUCAGAUCACCAGUAACUCCAAAAAACAGCGAAAAUGAAGAAAUAAAUGAAGAAGAAGAAAGCAAUAACGAUUCAAACGGUGAAAAUUUGGCCACUCACGAAUCAAUGUUAACUGAGGAUCCUGAGGACCAAUAG